AUGACAGACGAACAAGAACUUCUUGAUUAUGAUGAAACAGAUGAUGCACCACAACAAACAGAAACAAAAAGUGGAACAUCACAUGGUAGUAGUGGUACAACAAAUGUACAAAAUGGUAGUACAACUGGUACACAAAGUGGACCAAUACGAGGUUCAUAUGUAUCAAUACAUGCUAGUGGUUUUAAAGAUUUUCUACUUAAACCUGAAUUACUUCGUGCUAUUAUGGAUUGUGGUUUUGAACAUCCAUCGGAAGUUCAACAUGAAUCUAUUCCACAGGCUAUUCUUGGUACAGAUAUUGUAUGUCAAGCCAAAUCGGGUAUGGGUAAAACAGCUGUUUUUGUUCUUGCAACACUUCAACAACUUGAACCUGUUGAUGGACAAGUAUCAGUAAUUGUACUUUGUCAUACACGUGAAUUAGCUUUUCAAAUAAGUCGUGAAUAUGAACGUUUUUGCAAAUAUAUGUCAUCAGUUAAAGUAGCUGUAUUUUUUGGUGGUCUACCAGCAAAACAUGAUGAAGAUAUUUUAAAAAAAAAUUGUCCACAUAUCGUUGUUGGAACACCUGGCCGUAUUUUAGCAUUAGCUAAAAGUAAAGCACUUAAUCUACGUCAAAUUAAACAUUUUAUUAUUGAUGAAUGUGAUAAAGUACUUGAAUCACUUGAUAUGCGUCGUGAUGUUCAAGAAAUAUUUAAAAUGACACCACAUGAAAAACAAGUUUUAAUGUUUAGUGCUACAUUGAAUAAAGAAAUUCGACCGGUGUGUAAGAAAUUUAUGCAAGAUCCAAUGGAAAUUUAUAUUGAUGACGAAACAAAAUUAACACUUCAUGGUCUUCGUCAACAUUAUGUUAAAUUACGAGAAAAUGAAAAAAAUCGUAAAUUAAUUGAUUUAUUGGAUAAAUUGGAAUUUAAUCAAGUAGUUAUAUUUGUUAAAUCGGUACCACGUUGUACAGCUUUAUGCAAAUUAUUAACAGAACAAAAUUUUCCUGCUGUUGAAAUUCAUCGUGGCAUGCCUCAAGAAGAACGUUUGGCACGUUAUAAAGAAUUUAAAGAAUUUCAAACACGUAUUCUUGUUGCAACUAAUUUAUUUGGACGUGGUAUGGAUAUUGAACGUGUUAAUAUUGUAUUUAAUUAUGAUAUGCCGGAAGAUACAGAUACUUAUCUUCAUCGAGUUGCUCGUGCUGGUCGUUUUGGUACAAAAGGUUUAGCAAUAACAUAUGUAGCAGAUGAAAGUGAUGCAGCAGUUCUUAAUGAAGUUCAAAAACGUUUUGAAGUUCAAAUUACUGAAAUGCCCGAUGAAAUUGAUGUAGCUACUUAUAUUGAAAAUCGUUAA
Rotaria sordida is the source of this 1326-nucleotide messenger RNA. Lineage: Eukaryota; Metazoa; Rotifera; Eurotatoria; Philodinida; Philodinidae. The record is from the annotation of a GenBank genome assembly.